Molecule: messenger RNA, 1098 nt
Organism: Morchella importuna
Lineage: Eukaryota; Fungi; Ascomycota; Pezizomycetes; Pezizales; Morchellaceae
Exons: 1
Coding region: 1-1098 (365 amino acids)
Source: RefSeq, a predicted model, not a curated record
AUGGGACAGGGAGACCGUCAGUUCAAAGAGGCUGCCGGUGAUAGUGAUGAUGAUGAUGACAGCGGUGGUCAGGCAGCCGGAAGACGCUCACGCAAAUGGAAAGAGCGUGCAGUACCUCCGGAACUCAUGCGACCUUCCAUAAUGGUUACCAUGGUGGACCCUGAUGCUCUAGGGGCAUUCUUUAUCCCCGUCCCACCACCUACUUAUGACUGGAAUGAUCCCCUGAACGAACCUUCGUUCAUCAGAAUUUUGACCAAAAUAACUUUCCCUGAGCUAUGCAACAUGAUCCUGAAGCACACCGCAGCCGGCAGAGCAGUCAGAACUAUUUGGGGGGCAAUUGAGAAUGUCCCCCCAGCAGCUGUUCCUCCCGUUCGGCCGGUGGAGGUACAAAUUACCGAUUCAGAGGAGCUCGAAGGUUGGUUGAAGAACAGCAAUGCCAGGCCUCGGAGAAUAUUGGUGGUUCUCCACAGAGCAGGUGUGGUUCCGAACCUGGGUGGUGCGGGAUCCCCCCCGUUGAACCCGGCUUUCCCUCACGUUGAGGAAGAUGAUUAUAGCAUGAUCGAUAUUCCUGCAGAGGAUUCGGAUUACGAGGAGGGAAAGCACCGGAUAAAUGCCAAAGGAUUGAGGGUAUAUAUGCCUAGAACUGAUGCCAGUAAUCAAAGGCUAAUUCAGACUCUUAGGCAUCGCGAUAGGCAGCAGGAUGCUAUCGACGAUUUAGACCCCAAAUACCUUAGGAAGUAUCCUUUGGGUGUCGGGGUUGCUGACCCAAACUUCUUACAGGGGACGAACUGGACACCUGCCGGGAUAGCAGCCAAGAGAGCUGCUGACGCACUCGCGGCUGCUGGUGCUGGAGGAGGAGGAGGUGGUGCUGGAGGAGGAGGAGGUGGUGCUGGAGGAGGUGGUGGUGGUGGUGGUGGUGGUGGUGGUGGUGGUGAUGGUGGUGGUGGUCUAGGACCUCCACUGCCUCCGGGCGGACCUCCUCCUCCCCCGGGCGGCGGUGGUGGUGAAGGACCAGCUGGAGGCGGUGGUGGUGGUGGUGGUGGGCCAGCUGGAGGCGGUGGUGAUAGUGGUGGUGGUGAUGGUGGUGGGCAUCAUUAG